Molecule: messenger RNA, 4076 nt
Organism: Erinaceus europaeus (western European hedgehog)
Lineage: Eukaryota; Metazoa; Chordata; Mammalia; Eulipotyphla; Erinaceidae
Gene: ARMC5
Product: armadillo repeat containing 5
Exons: 6
Coding region: 28-2808 (926 amino acids)
Biological process (GO): anatomical structure morphogenesis
Cellular component (GO): cytosol
Molecular function (GO): protein binding
Source: RefSeq, a predicted model, not a curated record
GGGGCGGAGCCGGAGGCCUGAACCAAGAUGGCGGCUGCGAAACCGACCCCCACGGACUCGCUCUCGUUCUGCCUCGCGCAGCUGACGGAGGCGGCCGGGGAGGGUCUGGGUGGGGGCAAGGACCCGGCUGCUAGCGAGACACCCUUGGGCCGUGCGCUCUUAGCUCUCCGCACGCGCCACGUCAAGGCAACAGGGGGAAUCGAGCGCUUCCGGGCACGGGGCGGACUCCGCCCCCUUCUCGCGCUGCUGCGGCGAGCGGCGGCGACGGGCCCCGCCCCACUCCAGGCCGGCGCUGGCUCCGCCCCUUCGCCUGAGGAGGGGGCGGUGGUGGGCCCUGCCCCCGCCCCGGUUCCUUCUGCGGCUGCGUCUUCGCCGCCAGCGCGCCUGCGCAAGACGCUGGAUCUGGCUCUGAGCAUUUUAGCCAACUGCUGUACCGAGGGGGCGUGUCGGGCCGAAGUGCGCAGACUCGGAGGCAUUUUCGCCUUGGUGACCAUUCUGCAGUGCGUGAAGACAGACAGUAUCCAGAACCGCACCGCCCGCGCCCUGGGGAACUUGGCCAUGGAGCCGGAGAGCUGCGGGGACAUCCACUCUGCGGGUGCGGUGCCCCUGCUGGUGGAGAGCCUGAGCGCCUGCCAGGACUCGCAGUGCCGACAGAGCGUGGUCCGCGCGCUGCGCAACCUGGCCGACUCGCCGCAGCACCGCCUGGCGCUGGCGCAGAAGGGCGCGGUGCGCCCCCUGGCGGAGCUGCUGGCCGCCGCCCCCGACCCCGCGCUCACGCUGGCGCUCGUGCGCGCCCUGCAGGAGCUGAGCCGCGGCUGCUCUCGCGCCUGUGCGGAGCAACUGAGCCUGGGCGGCGGCCUGGGCCCCCUGGUCGGCCUGGCCGCGCAUCCCAAGAGGGCGGUCCGCGAGGCGGCCAUCCUCACCCUCGCCAACCUGUGCGCCCAGGGCCUGGUGCGGCCGGCGCUCGGCAACGCGGGCGGCGUGGAGGUGCUGCUGGGCGAGCUGCGGCGGCGCCGGGGGCCGGGGGGCACCGGGCCGGCCCCGCAGCAGCCCCUGGUGCGCGCCGUGUGCCUCCUGUGCCGCGAGGCCAUCAACCGCGCGCGGCUCCGCGAGGCCGGCGGCCUGGAGCUGCUGAUGGCGCUGCUGCGGGACCCGCGGGCCAGCCCCUGGCACCCCCGCGUGGUGGCCGCCCUCGUGGGCUUCCUGUACGACGCGGGGGCCCUGAGCCGCCUGCAGGCGCUGGGGCUGGUGCCGCUGCUGGCCGCGCAGCUGUGCGGGGAGGCGGGCGAGGAGGAGGAGGAAGGCCGCGAGGCCGCCUCCUGGGACUUCCCCGAGGAGCGGACCCCCGAGCGCGCCGAGGCCGGCAGCUUCCGAAGCCUCCGGUCGUGGCUCAUCUCCGAAGGCUAUGCGGCAGGCCCAGGGGACAUCUCCCCGGACUGGUCCCCGGAGCACUGCCCCACGCCCGAGCCCCCCGAGCCCUGCAGCCUGGCUCCCGGCACCCCCGUGCCUCAGCCCCCGCGCCCCCUGCGCACUCCAGAACGCGGCGCCGCUGCCUCGGAAGAGCCCUGGGGCCGCGAGGGGCCGGCGCUGCUGCUGCUGUCACGCUUCUCUCAAGCCCCGGACCCCAGCAGUGCGCUGGUCACAGGCCCGGCACUAUGUGGGCUGCUGGCCUAUGUGACCGGCGCCCCGGGGCCCCCCAGCCCGCGGGCACUGCGAAUCCUAGCACGACUCACUUGCAACCCUGCCUGCCUGGAGGCCUUCGUGCUGAGCUACGGAGCCGCCCUGCUGCGGGCCUGGCUGGUGCUGGGGGUGGCCCCCGACGACUGGCCGGUGCCCCGUGCCAGGCCCCCUCGCCGCAGCCAGCACCGGGAGCUGGGUGAGAUGCUGCUUCAGAACCUGACGGUGCAGGCCGAGUCCCCAUUCGGAGUGGGCGCCCUCACGCACCUGCUGCUCUCAGGCAGCCCCGAGGACCGCGUGGCCUGCGCGCUGACCCUGCCCUUCAUCUGCCGGAAGCCGUCUCUGUGGCGCCGGCUGCUGCUGGACCAGGGGGGCCUCCGGCUCUUGCUGGGGGCUCUGACUCGCCCAGCACCGCACCCUCUCUUCCACUUCUUCGCUGCGGAUUCCCUGGCCUGCCUCCAAGCCCUGCUGUCACCCACUGUGGCUGCUGUGACCCCCGUCCUCUCACCCACCACCCCGGAGGACCCAGGCCCCUCUUCCCGCUGCCUCUAUGAACCUCUGCUAGGCCCCUCCCCCAGCCCAGCCCCCGACCUUCACUUCCUCCUGGACUCAGGCCUGCGCCUCCCAGCCCAGCGUGCUGCCUCGGCAGAGGCAUCCCCCUUCUUCCGAGCCCUGCUGGCUGGCAGCUUCGUGGAAGCCCAGAUGGACCUGGUGCCACUUCGAGGCCUGUCCCCUGGUGCUGCCAGGCCAGUCCUGCACCACCUGCAUGGCUGCCGGGGCUGUGGGGCCACACUGCAGCCUGUCCCCCCGGUAGGCCAGCCCCUGCUGGGCUCCGAAGCUGAGGAGGCGCUGGAGGCCGCCAGCCGUUUCCUGCUGCCCAGCCUAGAGGAGGAGCUGGAGGACGCCGUGGGCCGCAUUCACCUGGGACCCCAGAGCGACCCGGAGUCAGUGGGGGAAGUCUUCCGCCUGGGCCGGCCCCGACUAACCAUCCACUGUGCCCGCUGGACUCUGGGGCCCGGGCAGUGCCCCCGGAAGCGGGCACUGGCCCUCGUGGGGCUGGUGGAGACGGCUGGCCAGGAGGCAGGAGCCCUGGUGGAAGCUUUGCUGGCUGUGGUGAUGGGAGCUGAAUGAGGCGGCCCCAGCCUAGAUUGCUGUUAGCCUGGGGGGACCCAGGGGUGAGCUGGCUAGAAGGGAGGAGCGAGUGUGUCAGAGGGCACGAGGACCGAAGGCCGAGCAGGGACCCGAGAGAAGGUAGAGCUGGAGCCGGGGUGGUGGUCCACAAGCUCAGAGUAAGAGAAGCCAAGGCCAGAGAGUGGGCACGGGGGAUGGACACAGGACCUCUGAGGUGGCGGCGGGCGGGGGGAGCACUCAGCACACUGGGCACCUGGCCCGGCCCACCCCAGUGUCUGGAGCUGAAAUUAAAACUGUGGAGCUAAACCCUAAUAAAUACUGUCUGGUGUGUUUACUUACCCCUCUCCCACCCCAGCCCCCAGCUUCUUCACAUCUCCCUGCUCUCUCCUCUUCCUCCUCUCUUUACCUGAGACGCUUAGCUCUGAUUUACAGUGGUGCAGGGAAUUGAACCUGGGACUUCAGAGCCUUAGGCAUCUCCCCUACCCCCGUCUCUUGUCUCAAUCCAGUCCACCCGUGUCAUGUCCGGUUUAAUAAGUAAUUGUGCCCACAGUACUUCCUGGAGCCCCGGAUAUGGUGGAAUUCCCAGGCCUCCCUUGGGCUGUGUGGUUUGGGGCCCCUGGGGAGGUCUUUUUCCUGCUCUUCUGACUUCCUUGCUUUAGAGAGCCAUUCGGCUGGACACACCGACCUUGGUCAGGGCUGAGGGGAGGCUGGGUGUUGGAGUGCACACAAGGCUUUGGCAUUACUGUUCCCCAGGAUUCCCACCCCAUAUCCAGCCUUCCCUCUGGAUCUCUGCAUGUCGGCGAUCUAGGGUGCUUCUGCUAGUGGCCUUGGGGAAGGUCUGCCCUGUUCCUGGAGUCCCAGGCACUGCCUACUUCAGUAAGUCUGAAGAAAAUCAGAGCCCUGGGUUGGUACUCAGGGCAGGAUGGCUCCAGGUGCUCUGGGCUCUGGGGCAGGGUGAUGGCAGUUGCCUGGACUGAGCCUGACAGCCUCUGGGGAGCUAAGGUUGGUGCUUGAUGUCCCUCUGAGUGUUUGGGUCUCUUCCCAAACUCCAAGAGAGCAGCCCAGGAGGUGGUGCAGUGGCUCAAGUGUGGGACCUUAAGAGCAUGAGGUCAGGGCCAGGAGAUGGCAUAGCUGGUUAAGUGCACAUAUUAUAUAGUGUGCAAGGACCCAGGUUCAAGCCCCUGGUCCCCACCUGUAGGGGAAAAGCUUCACAAGUUGUGAAGCAGGGCUGCUGGUGUCUCUUUGUUUCCCUUGAUUUCCCCCUCCCC